AUGAUGAACGCACAACAGUGGGUCUCAAAAAUUGAGAGCUCUCUUCCGUACUCUGCGAAUGUCUUUCUUUACAUCAACAAUAAGAAACUGAUCGAGACAGAUUUUGCAGGAGAUCGGGAUCUUUUGUCUUUGGUUGCUCGUGAAUUAUUAGACGCCAACAAAACACCAAAAAUUAGACAUCAACGAUUGGGUGUAUGGUUGAGCAUUGCGUAUGGUAUCCAUAAAGACUUGCUGAUCAAGUUGCUGCUCUCUCCCUGUGCUACUCUUUCCAAGUUGAUCGCCUCUCAUAUUCAUACGAUAUUGGAUGAAAAUGAAAUAUUGGAUUUGUUUGAUCAUGAAGAGAAAUUUAUGGAAAUGAAUGAACGUACAAGAUUGAAUAUCGAGAGGUGUAUUCGUAAGAAUUGUAAAGGUCUUAUUGUAAGACUUGUAAAGAAAUUAAUGAAUCGGGUUCAACCACGAGAAUGUGUUCAUUUGUUAGCUCAUCUUCCAUCCUUCACUCCGGAUCAAGAUUUACUCAAAGAAUUGCAACCCAUGAGAGUGCAAACUAGUGUAUUGGUGAGAAAACAUCCCAAUGUAGUGGUCAAGCUAUUGAGAGGCUAUUUGGAUGAGGUCGUGAAUGCUUCUCCUAAGAAUUUGAGAACCAAACGAGCGAGCAGUCUUCUUGGCACUCAUUCAUUCCUAUUCUCUCAAUUGAUCAAGUAUCGUUCUGAGGAGGCAUGGAACAUUGUGAAUGAGUAUUUGAUUGAGCCAAGUGUACAAGAACAGCUUCCACCUUUGGAUGGCUCUUCUUACUUGCAAGAACCUACUUUUUACAAACUUCCAUCAUUUACAGAAACUUUUGUAAGAUGCAUUCCAUUGUUUACGAAUCCACCAGUGUUACAUUGCAACAAGUGGAAUAGGAUGACAGCCAAUCAGAUUGCAAGAAUUGGCUGUUCUAUUAUUGAACACUUCAAAUUUGAGCCCUCUCAACAUGCCCAAUCAUUCAUUGCCGAUUUCUUUGAAGUGAAUUCCAAUAAGCAAUUUCGAAAACGACGACUUGUAUUUGAAAAGAUGUUCUCAAAUGGAUUAUCCAAAGAAAAGCUUGCUUAUUGGAUUUACGCGAAUUGUGAGAAUGAAAAAACUCCUCCAGAGUAUCUCGCCAAUUAUCCUCCUGAAAUUUCGAGUCAAGUCUCGAAAAAGAUGUACGAAAUUAGAAAAACUCAAACCUUUCAAAAUGCAAGUGAAGAAUCAGUGCAUUGGAAGUAUUUUUAUGAUCUAAAUGAUGAGACAUUGUACAAACAAUUCAAAUCUGUCACUUCCAGUCCACAACCUGCAGAAAGAUCACAGGUCAUUCAAGAUUUACUGUUUUGCGCCUUGUACUCUGGCGUGAAGGUGAAGGAAACACUCGAAUGGUUGGAGACGAGACUCAAGAAUGAUGAUGAUACAUGUCAAAAUCUACUUUUUGUUAUGAAUUAUUCCAACGUUCUCAAUCAAUUAGUAGUUCAAGCAUUUAGAGACAAAGAAUGCAUCCAGAAUUUCAUCUCAAUUUUUGAAAAUAGUGUAACAAGAAAACCGAAUCUUGCUGGAAGUGUGCAAAGAUUUUACUCAACCCUCGUCAACCAAUUGGCGUAUGAUAUUGAGGUUGUGAAACCAGUCGUAGAGAGCAGCUUUUUGAAAUCAAUAUUUAAAGAUGCAACCGUUAUCUUUAGUACCCUCUUAAAACCAGAAAUUCACAAAACUUUAUGGAAUGUCAUUUUACCGUCAGUCAAGAAUCAGAUCACAACGUCUGGUGACGUCGAAGCAUUUAGCUCCUUUAUAACCAACGUGGUUUCUCUAAAGAAACAAGAACACGUAAAGAAGGCAUUCUCCACAUUUUUCGAUGAAUGGUUCCAUGAAUGUGUGAAAAACAUUUCGCACUUUCAUAGGUUGGAGGAUUUGAUAGAUAUUUACAUUUUCAAGCUCGAUCCUAGCCCUUCAACAAUCACCUCCAAAGUUCAACACUUGCUUAACGUGGACAGCAGAUUAAUAAGUAUCAGCGCCAUUCAGAGAGCCUUGUUAGGAAGAAACACUCACUUUGAGACCAAUUUCCUUUACCAAUACCUUAGAGAUCACGCCAUGAGUGUAGAAGAAUUUGAAAAUUUAACACCAUUUUCUUCACAGACGGUAAUGACUGUUUUCUCUGAAUCUUGCAUUACAUUCCAUCCAAUUGUACUGAAUGGCUUAAGACUUUAUGAAUAUUCAACAAGGGAAGUCACACAUCGAUUGUUAAGCACAUUUAAGGAUCUAUUAAGAAAGGUGGUGAAAACAUCAGAAAUUGAAAACAUUUACCAUCGACACUAUCUUUCUCAGAUUUCUCUAGUGAAGAAAACAAUCAAAAUGUUACGACACUUAUGCGUUGAACAAGAUGAGAUGGACGAUUUUUCUCAAUUCCUGCAAGAUCACAUCUUGAAAAGAGACAAAUAUGAACAAACUAAUGAGGACGAGACAGAAAUAUCCAAUCUUGAAGACAAUGCUGCGCGCUGCCUGGCAGAAUUAGUAAGAGUCUAUUCACAAGACCCAACACAAUAUUUUGAUUGGAUUCUUGAAAACAUCAGCUCAGAAAACGUUCUCUAUUAUUCUUCAUCUCUUUAUAGAAUAUCUACAUUCAUGAAUGCACAACCGUUCAUACAGAAAUACUGUGUCAUGUUGAAAGAAAAAUUCGACUCACUGUCACAGUCUUCUUCACAACAAGCUCCAAAGAACUUUUCAAUUUCCAUUCAAAAAUUAUUCAUUUCUCUAUUGAAGAAUUAUAUUGAAUAUCCUGUGAAACAUCCAAUCAUGGACUCUAUUUCGAAUUUAUUGAUUUAUUUAUGGGAGAAAAAUCUUCACAAGGAUGUACAAGUGAAACUCGUAGAAACAGCACUCAAGGCAACAAAAUAUUGCCAAACACAAGAUUUAUUCAAUACAUUCAAAAAGAUCUUCCAAGAUGCCCUCUCUCACAAGUAUUCUGAAGUUGUGACUCAUCAAGUAUCCUAUUCCAGAUCAAACAAUUUACAAGUUGCCCGUGAUCUCUUCACUCUCAAUUUGAAUGCUCUCAACCACACAGAUGCAGCCAUUCAGACCAAAGUAUGGGCUCUCACAUCCAAUGCAGUUUCAGCAUUUGAUGUCUCUGCCAUUACACCAACGUUCCAUCCAUUUGAUGUGUUUCAAAAUUAUAUCAUUUCUGCUGCAUUAACUUUCAAUAUGGCUCAAAAACACGACAUUUCCAACACUGCCAUCGAUGUGUUGCUCAAUGAACUUGAUGGUAACAAUCCAGGAGAUAUUUGUCAAAUACUAUUUGAGAAGAUUAUUACACCUUUAAUGACAGAGGAACAAUUCCAAGUAUUGGAUCGUGAAACCUACAAUGCAACCACUCCCGUGUGGGAUAGACCUGUCUCUCAGCGUGUGCAACAUUUGGCACAUUCCAUUGCUCAUCGUCUGGCUAGCAAAUUUGAUGCGAUUCAUCCUGACACUUUAAAAGAUAUUCAAAACAAACUCGUCUUGCCAUGGAUUGAACUCUGUAAGAAGAGUCCCUUUGUAGAGAAUCGAAUUCCAUAUGUUUCUUUAAUUUCCAGUGCCACUAAUUGGAAGAGCAAAGAUUCCGUUAUUGAAAAUUGCGUAAAACGUGUCGUUGAUUAUUUGAAGGAUGUGAAAGAGCCACUUCGUUCAGUGUAUCUUGUUCAAAUUGCCUCAAAUGUUUCAACUUGCAUUUUCCAUGAUGAGAUGGAAAUGUUCUCACAAACAAUGACUAUUCUUGAAGCUAUUGGUGAUGUGAUUGAGAAUGAAAUACAUUAUAGUGAUGAAGAAGUUUUAAUGGCGAGUGGAAUUCUCGUAACGUUGAGUCCCAAUGAUCGUACACGGGACUUGUUGAGAAAGGUGAGAAGAAAGCAGAAUGCCCUUAUUAAGAUUUUGGUUCUCUAA
Messenger RNA from Naegleria fowleri, 3918 nucleotides. RefSeq lists its product as uncharacterized. The coding region runs from base 1 to 3918 and encodes 1305 amino acids. The record is from RefSeq and is a predicted model, not a curated record. The transcript has a single exon. NCBI's taxonomy places the organism in Eukaryota, Heterolobosea, Eutetramitea, Acrasida, Naegleriidae.